AGAGUCGCAUUAGGAUAACGUCAAUACCCCUAUUUUGGCAAGAUAAUGGAACCAUCCAUACAACCUGAUUCAUAGACCUAACGUUACGUGAGAAUGGUAACCGUUACGUGUAAGCGUUUUAUUCCCGAAUUGAGAAUUUAAUACAAAGUUAAAUGUCAGAGGCUCAACUUGUCUAAUGAGAGAGUUUUAACAAAACACACACCAUCAAACCCCAAUUGUUUCUUAUUAUAUCCUGCAAUAAAAUGUUAUUACUCUACCGAACACGAAACGUGCCCCAGUGGCCUAAUGGAUAAGGCACUGGCCUCCUAAGCCAGGGAUUGUGGGUUCGAGUCCCAUCUGGGGUGGUUAUUUUUUCUGGGAAAAAGAAGUGAAUGAAGUCUUUCAAAAUAGGAUCUCUGGGACCGACGUUCUCUCAUGCAGUUGAUGCGACCCGCGCAAUAUCCUUCCUACCUGGAACCAACGGUUUACCGAUGAAGAAACAUUCUUAUUGAAAUACACGGAGGGAACUGGCAAGAAAACAGCCGCCAUGCAGAAGCAAAACAUCAAACUGUGCGUAUUGCUGAGCUGUUUGGCUGCAUCAGUGCAAACGCACCAGCUCAGAGAGGCCACUGUGCACUGGGAUGCUGCCCAGAAAAGUGUGAUCCUGAAGGAAGGGGUGAUGGAGACCGAAGGGGGAGCCUACGGUUACUUCAAUGACACUCUGCUCCUCUCUGGAUGGGGCGUCUUGGAGAUCUGCGCAGGUUGUGGAGGAACCGCACAAAGAGAUGAGACCACCUUUUUCCUGGCCGGGUACCUGGAAGGUUAUCUGACUGCUGGACAGAUGUUCAAUCAUUACUCCAACAUGUACCCUCAACUCCUAAAGGAUGAGAAGGUUUUGAAUCCCCUCAAAACGUUUUUAAGCAAACAGGACCAGUGGGCCCGAGAGCAGGUGAAACAGAGGAGACACAGCGCCCCCUGGUGGAACCACCUGGGACUGAUCCUGGCCCAGCUGGACGGACUCCAGGCAGGAGCUGCUCGGUGGGCCAAAAGCAAACACAGAGAGCCUCUAUCAGCAUUUGCACUCCAGUUUCUGAAUGGCGUCGGCGACCUCCUGGACCUCAUCCCGGCUCUGACGCCUCGCUCCAACUCCUCCACAGGGGCCGGCGCUUUCAGGAUGCCAGGAAUGGGCCACUGCACGGCUCUCAUCAAGGUGCUGCCAGGCUUUGAGAACCUGCUGUUUGGCCACUCCAGCUGGUUUACGUAUGCAGCCACCAUGCGUAUCUAUAAACACUGGGACCUCAGGGUGUCCGACACACACACGGCCACCGGGAAGAUGUCGUUCAGCAGCUACCCUGGCUUCCUGACCUCUCUGGACGACUUCUACCUGCUCGGGAGCGGCCUGCUGAUGACUCAGACCUCCAUCGGCGUCUUCAACGUCUCCCUGCUCUCCCGGCUCAGCCCUCACAGCCUGCUGGCCUGGCAGAGGGUCCGUCUGGCCAACGGCCUGGCGCGCAGCGGGGAGGAGUGGGCGCGCGUCUUCUCCGGAUACAACUCAGGUACAUACAACAGCCAGUACAUGCUGGUGGACCUGAACAGGGUUUCUCUGGGUCACAGUAUCAGGGACGGAGCUCUGACUGUGGUAGAGCAGAUACCUGGCAAAGUGGCGCACUCCGAUCAGACUCAAGCUUUACGCAGAGGAUAUUGGGCCUCCUACAACGUACCAUUUCAUGCUGAAAUCUACAACCUGAGCGGGUACAGCGUGAUGUGGAAGAGAUACGGAGAGGACUUCUCGUACGACCUCUGUCCCAGAGCCAAAAUCCUUCGCAGGGACCAGGCCAAGGUGUCAGACCUAAACUCCCUCAAACACAUCAUGAGAUACAACAACUUCAAGAGAGAGCCUUACUCCAAGGGGCAUCCUUGUAAAACCAUCUGUUGCCGUAACGACCUGAGACCAAGAAGACCACGGCCAGGGGGUUGCUAUGACACCAAGGUGACGGACUACCAGAUGGCGGUCCGGUUGGUUGCGCAGGCCAUAAACGGCCCCACAACACAGGGGGGCCUGCGUCCUUUCUCAUGGCAAUCGUUCAACCUUACGACCCAUCUGGGUCUUCCGCACACCUACAGCUUUCCCUUCGUCACCAUGAGGCCCACGCUGCAUCGACUCUGAGAGCGCAGAGACAGCAGAUAUACAACCAAUCUAUGCAGGAUCGGCUUUGUUUCUUGUUCCUGGAGAAAAAAAAGCUUGUCACCUAACUGUAAUAAUGUAAAAGCAGGCAAAAUUAAUUAAAUUCUGAGACAAUGCAUUUUCAAAACAAAAUAAGAUUAAAACACGGGACAAUCUGUUGCUUAAUUGCCUUUAUGAAUUUGACUGGAAUGUUAGAGGUAUUUUUAUGAAGCUGAUUGAUGCCAACCUGAGGUUUGAUCAAAUCAUUCACUAAUUAAUUCAUACCAUUUAAUCCUAAAACUCAUUUUAAAAAGAACAUGCUUGUUUCAUCUAAACCCGGCCAGAAGUAUUAGAAAGAUGGUGUUUGAAUUACUGCUGCUCUCAUUACUCAGUAGUCAUUAGGGAGUGAUGUGUUAGCAAUAAUACUCUCAACUCUGAAUGUAUUAGCAAUGUUUUGUGUGUAAGUUUGUUCCUUAGAGUUUAAUAUUUUGGCCACCUGGGGAAUGCUUUUGUUUUAGUUAAUACUAGUGUAUUGUAUGUAUUUUUGAGGAUUUUGUUUUAAAAUCUAUGCAAUGUUUCCUCAAGUUUAGACCGUGUAUAAUAAAAUGUUCUUAUUUAAUAUUAUUGAUAACA
Molecule: messenger RNA, 2776 nt
Organism: Gasterosteus aculeatus aculeatus (three-spined stickleback)
Lineage: Eukaryota; Metazoa; Chordata; Actinopteri; Perciformes; Gasterosteidae
Gene: plbd1b
Product: phospholipase B domain containing 1b
Biological process (GO): phospholipid catabolic process
Cellular component (GO): extracellular region
Molecular function (GO): glycerophospholipase activity
Source: RefSeq, a predicted model, not a curated record